Messenger RNA from Cyphellophora europaea CBS 101466, 1275 nucleotides. RefSeq lists its product as uncharacterized. Gene Ontology annotation, biological process: phosphatidylethanolamine biosynthetic process. The record is from RefSeq and is a predicted model, not a curated record. Gene Ontology annotation, molecular function: ethanolamine-phosphate cytidylyltransferase activity. Bases 1 to 1275 code for a protein of 424 amino acids. The transcript has 3 exons. Lineage: Eukaryota; Fungi; Ascomycota; Eurotiomycetes; Chaetothyriales; Cyphellophoraceae. Gene Ontology annotation, cellular component: cytoplasm.
AUGGGAGAUAUACCAGAACCUGGCAAGUGGCCGGUUGACCCGCAGCAAGACGUGGAGAUCCGGAAAGAUCGCCUGUGGGUCGAUGGCUGCUUCGAUUUCGCCCACCACGGACAUGCUGGAGCCUUGCUGCAGGGUCGCCAGCAAGGCAAGGAGCUCUGGUGCGGCAUUCACUCCGAUGAAGCCAUUCUGGAGAACAAAGGGCCCACUGUCAUGACCCUGGCUGAGCGUGUUGCCGCUGUCGAAGCUUGCCGUUGGGUGACCAAGUCUGUCCCACACGCGCCAUAUGUAACCUCGUUGCCGUGGAUUUCCCAUUAUGGUUGUUGGUUCGUGGUUCACGGCGACGACAUCACUUCUGAUGCCGGCGGUGAAGACUGCUAUCGCUUUGUGAAAGCUGCCGACCGGUUUCUGGUAGUCAAGCGCACGCCAGGCAUCUCGACUACAGACCUAGUCGGCCGUAUGCUGCUAUGCACCAAGACUCACUUCAUCAAGUCCUUAACAGACUCGAUAGAGGGCAAGGCUGAGCCUACGUUGGGCGAGGCUGACGGUCAGGCUAUGCUGCAGAGGAUACGCAACUACGCCACUGAUGAAACGGGCCUCAAUCCAGGGCUUGAGGUAUGGACAUGGAAGAGCUCCAUCGAAGCCAAACUAGAUCCGGACGCUACCGACGCUGGAACCUUCGCAAAGCUGGUGGAUGGCAUUGGACCGAAGCCCGGGCAGCGAGUGGUUUAUGUGGACGGCGGUUUUGACCUCUUCUCUUCGGGUCAUAUUGAGUUCCUCAAGCGAGUCAGCGAGGCCGAGGAUGACGGAGCAUAUGUCAUUGCUGGCAUCCAUGAUGACCAUGUCAUCAACCAUUGGAAGGGUCUCAAUUACCCGAUUAUGAACAUCUUCGAGCGGGGCCUCUGCGUUUUGCAGUGCAGAUUCGUUCAUGCGGUAAUCUUCGGUGCGCCCUUCGCCCCAGUGCAGGCCUACAUUGAGUCGGUACCGACUGGCAGGGUCGAUGCUGUCUACCAUGGUCCCACGUCAUUCAUGCCUCUGACGUACGACCCGUACUCGGAUGCCAAAGCGUUGGGUCUCUACAGGGAAGCUGAGAAUCACGACUUUGCCCACGUCAACGCUGGCGAGAUUGUGCUGCGGAUUAUGAAAGGUAGAGAGGCUUUCGAAGAGCGACAGAAACGCAAAGGCGAAAAAGCAGUCGUCGAAGAUGCGGCGCGCAAACAGGAAUUACUAGCUGCGCACCGAGCGGCGGCAGAAGGGAAAUCCGCCGAAGCGCUAUAG